Messenger RNA from Alosa alosa (allis shad), 1382 nucleotides. RefSeq lists its product as uncharacterized. Lineage: Eukaryota; Metazoa; Chordata; Actinopteri; Clupeiformes; Clupeidae. The transcript is spliced from 2 exons. The record is from RefSeq and is a predicted model, not a curated record. The coding region runs from base 132 to 1364 and encodes 410 amino acids.
GCUCCGUCUUAACAAUCUUUGUUGUGCACUGUGCACACAUGUGCUAGCAAGUUGUGUCAACCUUCCAGUAAAAGUUAAACCGUGGUGUACUUUAAAAAUUAGUGGGUGACAUUUGGACUUGUAGCCUGAACAUGGUUCGCUGUUUUGCACCCUGUUGUAAUCAUUAUUCUGAUGGUGGUAUACGUCACCAUUGUAAAUUUUACAGGUUUCCCACAGACGACACAACGAGGCGUAGAUGGGCCCGUGUCGUAGGACGCAGUGGUCGACAGCCUUCUAUCACCUCCAGAAUUUGCAGUUGUCAUUUCCCAGAAGGGAAAGAAAGGGGUCCUACUCUUUUCAAGAACAAAGAUGGGACCAUUUGCAUUGAUCUUAAAAUACCCAAAUACCGUCCUGUUAAGAAGCCUGUUUGUGCUGUAGAACAACCAACUACUCAAAAUGUUCUUCCUGUAGAAUCAGUGCGUUCUGUGAAAAUGGCAUGUCAAAAUGGCAAAAUGUGUAAUGGCGAGGCAGUCAUAAUGAAUUAUAUCCCUCCCGUCGAGUCCGUUCAUAUUGUAUCACCAGUCUUAACCAAGAUUUGUCCCAGUGUUGGCACUCAAACAUAUAGUCAAGUCAAUAUUCUUCUGGAAACGGAGCUGAAAGAUGUCAAGGAAGAGCUGAGAGUUCUAAAGCUGAAGCUGGCCAAUGUUAAGAGCCAGUACACUCCCUCUCGACUGAGUGACGAGGUGGUUAAGAUGGAGACAGGCCUUCCAGAUAGAGACUGUUUUAAUAAAAUUGUUGAAUGUGCCACUAGCUUGGAGGGCACCGUCAGCUACUUCGCUGGUUGGAAAGUUAAAUGCCUUAGCGUUGCAGAUCAGGUGUUUCUUACUUUGAUGAAGUUAAGGCACAGUUAUAAAGACUUCCACCUUGCAGCACUAUUCAGUUGUAGCAAAGCAGUCAUCAAAAAUGUAGUCAACACAUGGACGGACAUUAUGCAGGCACUACUUCAGGACGACUACACAGCUACACCGAAAGGCUCAAAAGCUCAGAAGAAACAGAAUAUACCACUUGUCACAAAUCCGAAUUCAAUGGUCAUAAAUCUGAAUCUACAGGACACAAAUCUGAAUCCACUGAAGACAAUUCCAAAUUCACUGGACACAAAUCCGAAUCCACUGGACACAAAUCCGGAUCCACUGGACACAAGCUUACAAAUAGAAUCAACAAGUGAUCACAUUUUUGUCUUCCCAUCCCAUCCCAUGCUAAAUUGUAUGUUCAAGAAUUUUGAAUUUCCCCAUAAUAUGGCUCAAGUGAACAUAUGGUGUUCUCAUUUGAGCACAAAACAACACAGUUAUAUUUUACCUUGUGUAAGUAAAAGUCUAAUUAAUUAGUAAAGUUCUGCCCUUGGA